CAGUUCCAUCCUCCCAGCUCCUCCGCAUCUCACCAAUGGCUAGAGCAUCAACCCCAGCAACAGUACCUCCCCCUGGGGGGGGGGUGUAAGGGCCCCUCGGGGGUCUGAUCCCGCCCCAACACAAGCGGGGCAGCCAAUGGACAGAGGGCACAGCCCCUCCACCCCCCCCAACCCUCACCCGCUACACACCCCCUGGGGAGAGGAGGCUCAAAGGAGCUGAGGCUGAAAGAGCGAAAGACAGGUACCGAAGAAGGGGCAGAAGAAGGAGAAGGACUGGCCGGUGCUGUUCCAGGCGAUUGAGAUCCAGGGAGCAGGGAGAGACGCCGGCAGGAGUGGCCGGGAUGGCGGCCGACCCGGAGUUCCAGGAGAUCCAGCGGAGGGUCAACCAAGUCACCGACGAGUCCCUGGAGAGCACCCGGCGGAUGCUGCAGUUGGUAGAGGAGAGCAAGGAUGCCGGGAUCCGGACGCUGGUUAUGUUGGACGAGCAGGGAGAGCAGCUGGACCGGAUCGAUGAGGGACUGGACCAGAUCACCCAGGACAUGAAGGAGGCUGAGAAGAACCUGACGGACAUGGCCAAGUGCUGUGGGCUCUGUGCUUGCCCCUGCCUGCAGUUGAAGGUGAGCAAGGCGUACCAGGCCGUGUGGGGACCGGGGCCAGGCGGGGUCGUAGCCGGGCAGCCCUCCUCCCGCGUGGCAGACGAGCGAGAGCAGAUGGUCAUGAGUGGCGGCUACAUCCAUCGGGUGACGCAGGACGCGCGGGAGGACGAGAUGGAGGAGAAUCUGGUGCAGGUGGGCAGCGUCCUGGGGAACCUGCGGAGCAUGGCCCUGGACGUCAGCAACGAGAUCGACAUCCAGAACACGCAAGUGGACAAGAUCAUGGAGAAGGUGACCGUCAAUGAGGAACGGAUCCGAGAGGCUAACACGCGAGCCAAAAAGAUCCUCAAGAACGCCUGAGACCUCCUCUGGAACUGGGCCCGGGCUCCUCUCCCGACCCCGUCCGGGGCGAGAGGGGACCCAAGUUGGGAUGGUGUCUUUCCGGGGAAGAGAGAAAGGAAGCUAUCCAGCAAUGGGACAGGGAGGGGAGAGGAUGAAGCCCCUGGUCCUCCACUCUACCCCGGGUUAGGGGACGGGGAGGGCUGGGCAGGCUGAGAGAGGUUUCCCUUCUGCCCCUCCCACUCUGUGUCGGAGGCACAGCAAUAAAGUUGUGUUUGUGUACA
Messenger RNA from Ornithorhynchus anatinus (platypus), 1216 nucleotides. Its product is annotated as synaptosomal-associated protein 25-like. Gene Ontology annotation, biological process: synaptic vesicle priming; synaptic vesicle fusion to presynaptic active zone membrane; exocytosis. The transcript is spliced from 9 exons. Gene Ontology annotation, cellular component: SNARE complex; plasma membrane. Gene Ontology annotation, molecular function: SNAP receptor activity; voltage-gated potassium channel activity; syntaxin-1 binding. Lineage: Eukaryota; Metazoa; Chordata; Mammalia; Monotremata; Ornithorhynchidae. Bases 342 to 953 code for a protein of 203 amino acids. The record is from RefSeq and is a predicted model, not a curated record.